Messenger RNA from Raphanus sativus (radish), 2508 nucleotides. RefSeq lists its product as uncharacterized. Bases 1 to 2508 code for a protein of 835 amino acids. The transcript is spliced from 9 exons. Lineage: Eukaryota; Viridiplantae; Streptophyta; Magnoliopsida; Brassicales; Brassicaceae. The record is from RefSeq and is a predicted model, not a curated record.
AUGGAUUUUCAAGGCAACAAAGCCAUCAGUGUACCAAAUAUCGGUUCCUGUACUUCAACCCAAACUUCACUAAAUCUCUCAAAUGGCAGUGGCUCUGUAACCAACAUGGACCCAUCGAGUAUAGAAACCGCAAGGCCAGGUUCGAAUAUUACAGGACCAUCGAGUUCUGGUCUUCCACCAUUGUUUGAAACAGAUUCAAAUCCUGAAGCUACUCAGUGUCCAAACCAAAACAAAACAAAUGAAUUCAUUCCUCCACCAAGGUUCAUCGUACAGGACCAUCCUGAAGCUUAUAAUAAUCGAUAUGAAAUGGAGAGUGAGUCUGAAAAUGAAGAUGAAUAUGACGACAAUCAGACUUACAAUGGCUAUCCUGGUGGAGAGUCUUUGAUAAACCCAUCACCACAACAUAUCCCACAACAAGAAAAUCAUACCGUUACUUCAUCUAUUACUAUAGGGUUACAAAAAAACGGUUAUUACGACGAAGGGGAUCCAGUUUGGAAUUGUAGGUUUUGUCAAGCAUACAUGUGGUAUGGUGAAAGAAUUGGAAAACGCCGUCGUAGCAAGAAACCUGUCUUCUCAAUGUGUUGUAAACAUGGAAAAGUUGUGCUUCCUCGCCUCGCGAAUCCUCCAAUGGAGUUAAUGUAUUUGUUAUGCAAAGGAGACAAAUUAAGUAAACAUUAUCGAGAGUUUAUACGAGCUUACAAUAUGAUGUUCUCUUUCACAUCACUUGGGGGGAAGAUAGAUCAUUCUAUUAACAAUGGUCGUGGACCAUUUGUUUUUCGAAUGUCCGGUGAGAACUAUCAUCUUAUUGGUGAUAUAGGUCCCGAGCCUGGACAAGCUCCAAAAUUCUCCCAGCUGUAUAUCAUUGAUACUUUAAAUGAGAUAAAAAAUAGACUUGACGCUUAUGCCGGGUCGGACGGAGCUAGCGCUAAGAAACUAAGAGAACCACUUGUUCUUCUUCUGCAGAAUAUGUUAGAUCAGUAUAAUCCUCAUGUUAAGGCUUUUAGAUAUGCAAGAGAUAGGUUCGACGUGGAAGGAUCAACAGGUUAUAGGAUGAGGUUGAUUGAAAGUCGGCAAUCUGAUGGACGGACCCAUAAUCUGCCCACUGCAAAUGAAGUUGCUGCUUUGAUACCUGGAGAUUUUGUUUUAAAUAUGGAGCCCCGAGAUAUUGUUCUAGAGAGUACAAGUGGAAAGUUGCAAAGGAUAAGUGAAUUACAUCCGGCGUAUUUGCCUCUGCAGUAUCCACUAUUGUUUCCAUAUGGAGAAGAUGGUUUUCGAUUAAAUAUUCCAAUUGGUUUUGAAGACACGGCUGGGAGAAAACGCAAAAAUGUAACUAUGCGUGAAUACUUUGCAUUUCGCAUUUUAGAGAGGAAGGGGGAAGCACCCACGAUUACGAGAUCCGGAAGAUUGUUUCAUCAGUUCCUUGUGGACGCCUACACAAUGAUAGAAUCGAGUAGACUGCGUUACUUAUGGCUGAAUCAGAAAAAACUCCGGUCAGUUAGUUAUGAUGCAAUCCAAAAGGCAGCUGCAAAAGGCGGAGCUAAGAUGGCUGAGCAAGGGAGCCGAAUUUUCAUCCCAGCAACUUUCACCGGAGGAAAACAUUAUAUGAAGCAGCAUUACUACGAUGCCAUGGCUUUGUGCAAGUACUAUGAAUUUCCAGAUCUUUUCAUCACUUUUACGUGCAAUCCAAAAUGGCCUGAAGUUACAAGGUAUCUGAAACAAUAUAACCUUACCACCGAAGACAGACCUGAAAUUUUGUGUAGAGUUUUCAAGAUGAAACUCGAUAAUCUUAUUGAGUUUUUGACAAACAAGGACGGCUCCUUAUUUGGCCCAGUUUCUGCAGUAAUGUACACGAUUGAGUUUCAGAAAAGAGGAAUGCCACACGCUCAUAUUCUCGUCUUCAUGCAAAAUGGAGCCAAAUUUCCAACAGCUGAUCAUAUAGACACUAUUAUAUCGGCUGAGAUACCUGACAAGACGGUAGAUCCAGACCUGUAUGCAAUCGUUGGGGAUUGUAUGAUGCAUGGUCCUUGCGGUCCAGCAAAGAAGGAUAAUGUAUGUAUGGUUAACGGUAAAUGCUCUAAGAUGUUUCCGAAACGACUGAACAUCAGGACAUCGAUUGACGCAAAUGGAUUUCCAGCUUACAUGCGUCGUAUUGAUGGUAGGUUCAUUGAGAAAAAUGGAAUCAGAUUAGACAAUGGAUAUGUUGUACCUUACAAUAGAAACCUCAUGCUUAGAUAUCACGCGCAUAUGAAUGUCGAGUGGUGCAUCCAAACGCGUGCUGUUAAGUAUCUUUUCAAAUAUAUCCAUAAGGGACCUGAUUAUGCUUCAGCUGCAAUGGAUAAAGAAGAUGAAGAUGGCGUCAUCGACGAAAUCAAAACAUAUUACGACUGCAGAUAUAUAACUGCAUGCGAGUCAUCGUGGCGGGUUCUUGCUUUUCCUACACAUUUUCGUACUACUUCUGUAGAGAAACUUGGAUUUCAUCUCCCUGAUCAGGAGCUGGUGUUUUUUUGA